AUGAAUGCUCAAAAUACAACACCGACUUAUAUCACUCCUGGUCCUACCCAUCCUGUUAACUAUGGUCCACCACCGCCACCACCACCACAUGAAAGUCGUAUUGAUAAAGCUUAUGUGACAUCGAUUCGCGGUAUUCUCAAAUUUGCUUGUCUGAUAUUUAGUUUCAUUGCAUUCAUUUGUGUCGUAUCGACACCACAAUGUAAUGGUAAUCAUGCAUUUCUUGCUUCAGUUACAUGGCUUGUUAUGAUAAUGCAAACUAUAAUUAUAAUUGCUUUUCUUUUUCGACUUAAGACAAAAUUUAUUGGUAUUGAUUUUGAGUUUUUGGAUUUUUUUGCAACAUCUCAUGAUGCACUUUAUCUUUUGAUUGCAUCAAGUGUAACUAUUCAUUAUUGUCGUCUUCCGGGACAAAUUGCUGGUGGAGUUAUGGGAAUUUUUGCAUUUAUAUUUUUGGCUGCUGAUGCUGUUGCUAUUUUCUUAGCUCGACGAGAUGAACCAGUUUCUAACAGCAAUGGUGUUCGAUAA
Molecule: messenger RNA, 522 nt
Organism: Adineta steineri
Lineage: Eukaryota; Metazoa; Rotifera; Eurotatoria; Adinetida; Adinetidae
Source: the annotation of a GenBank genome assembly